AUGCAGGAACUACAAUUGACAAUUGGAAAACAAGCAAUGGAUUAUGCCGAGAAAACUAAUCAGCGCCGAAUUCAGAGGCAAGAAAGGCGCAGCUCGUUGUCAACAAAAGAGGCCCGUACAGCACGUAGUAAACAAUUGGCGGAGCAAAAUGACUAUUUUAAGGAAGCAGAAGGAUUAUUAUACGUGGAAGCGCCAGCCAGUGAAGUGCCGAACCAUUUUGGUCCGAGGCCCAAAAGGCAACACCAGGAGGUGCCCUCCAGAAGCAAGCUGGCCACAGGGCCAAACAAAACAAAACACCUCCAUCGCCAGGCAACGCGAUGGGAAGGUGAACCAUACGCGCCAAUAACAGUUAGGAGGAGAGCAACCUCGCUCUCCGACUCAAGCAGAGCAACGCCAAUCUCCACCGCCGCCACCACAAGCACGAACAUGGACACGUCCAAACCAACAACAUCCACGUACUCCAAUAUCUCCGCGGACGGAUUCAUCCUACCCCGUACAAAAAAGACAUCGAAGGAAGCAUCCGCCGACAAUUCCGGAGCACCGACGCGCCCUGCCACCCAGCCAACGCCCAUCAGUAACAGAUACGCCGCCCUGGCGGACAUCUUUGACAUCAGCAACGACGCCAACCCACAACCUUCCCCCAAGGAGCAGGUAACGCCCCCUAACAACCCAACUCCAACUGCAGCCCAAGGUAAGCCGCCGCCGAUAUUCAUUCAGACGCAUAUCAAAGACCACAACGGACUCUCCGACCUGAUAAAAUCCACCAUCGACAGCAAGUUUGAGUGCUUACCGAUCGCAAGGCAUUCGGACAUUCCUCCUCACUGCACCAAAAGCACACAAUUGCCUAAAGUGCGCGGGCAAACACAGCACAACCAGAGGUCCACCAAACCCCCCCCCACACAACCCAGCCACAUGCUAGCAACUGCGGAGGCUCCACCCGGCCAACAUAUCCAGUGCCCUUCCCUCUUAGCAUUCUCAAGAAACGUUCCAACUGCACGAAAAACCCGCCACCACACCAAGCGAGCAACACAUCACCAUCACCAACAACCACCCACUCCCUGCAGCGUGCCCCAUCCAAUAAACACUCACACACAGCAAAGCAUUUCCCACAGUAACCCCGAAACAACAUACGCCAGUAUCACCGCCAAAACAGACAGACUACACAAACCGGACCUCUCACAGCUUAUUCGCCAAGGCUCAAGCCAUUAUAAUGAAAUCCUGGACAUAAAUAGCAUGGCCGCAGCCCUCGACUUUCUAUACACUAAACUCAGCACAUGUAACACUAAAGUUCAGAAAACUCAAGCGUUCCUUGAAGCCGCCGAACUCAUAAUGAGCCAAACACUCCACCGUCCAGCAAGCCCUAAGGCUACAGGAGGACAUUGCGCUGGAGGUGAACAAGAACCGGACGGUGGUCCUAGUUCUACUAGACCUCCAGAAGGCCUUCGACACCGUCUGGCACAAUGGCCUCCUCCUCAAACUGCACCACAUCAACCUCCACAUCCACCUAAUUAA
Molecule: messenger RNA, 1512 nt
Organism: Colletes gigas
Lineage: Eukaryota; Metazoa; Arthropoda; Insecta; Hymenoptera; Colletidae
Product: serine/arginine repetitive matrix protein 2-like
Exons: 4
Coding region: 1-1512 (503 amino acids)
Source: RefSeq, a predicted model, not a curated record